CCAGGCAAGAAAGUCCAAUCUUUAGCGCCUCUUUCUCCAAAUUGAAGUAAACCUAAACCCCCUCAGCAAUCAGCAUCCAAUGCCAAUUCUUUGCACAAAACCUACCACUACUCCACCACGCCACAUACUACUUCCAAUCGCGUAUCACUUUCUCUUCUUUGCUGCACGGAGUACUGAUUUAUUGACAUUUAACUGAAUAUGGAGCUGAUGGGUGGCAGAGAACAAUCUUGUGUGGUUUAAGGGAGUCUUCGUAGUCCCGCCGGGAGUUGGAUUCCGCAUCGCCCGCUCGCCACCGUGGCCACGUCUGAAAUUUGACAUCCGCCGCUGCCACCAAUGGAGUUCACGGCGGAGUGGAAGUCCCUCUGGCCCAUAUCCUCCACCUUCUCAGCGCCGCUCCUCAUCCCAAACAAAAACCCGGAUACUCCCUUUGGCCCUCUAAUAUUUAACCCAAAACCCAACUCCUCAACAACUCUCCUCCAGUCGUCCUCCCUCUCACCUCGCCUUCCGCCGCCGUAUCCUCAGCUCUCCCUCCCCCGGUUCCUCCAGAAUCACAGUUCUGUACCUUCCUCUGCCUCCUCCUUUUGUUCUCUUCUCGGCUCCCAGCUCCCUGACUACUCUUCCUACUUUCAUGGUUUCAAAUCUCUUCAAUUGCUUCAAAUCCCGGAUAAAAAUUUGAUUGUUGUGUUCUUCCCAACCGGGGAGAACUCUGAUCAUGUGGGUUUUUCUUUACUUUCAGUAAAAGAUGGGAUUUUGGGUGUUCAUUCACAAAAGGACAGUUUGUUCCAACUAGCGAAAGAGGGUAAUGUGAAUCGCCAACGAAUCACACGGUUACUGGUCAACCCCGUUGAUGCUUUAUGCAGCAAUGAGAAUGGACAUGACAUUUUUGGAGAUGUAGGUACCAUUAACAAGUGUAAGAAUGUUGCUGUUGUUGUUGCUUUUUUGAUGGUCUGUACUGAUUAUUCUGUUAAUUGGUAUAGAGUUGGACUUAAUACUCUCUGUAAAGAAAAUGAGGUUUCUAUUUGUUUGGAUUAUCUGGGGUGUGCCAACCCUAAGACGUUAAAGGGUAAUGCAGUGAUGAGUGCAUGUUGGAGUCCACAUUUGAAGGAAGAGUGCUUAGUUUUGUUGGAAAAUGGUGACUUGUUGUUGUUUGAUGUAAACUAUUCUUGUGGUAAAAAAGGUAAACUGAUGUCCUUGUUUAGUGGAAAUAAUAGAGUAAUCAAUAAAAAGAUGCAGGUGUCAUUGAAUGACAAGUUGGCAUUGGACGAGAAAAAUGGUUAUCAAGGGCCACAGUGGGUUGGAUGUGAGUUUAGUUGGCAUCCUAGGUUAGUUAUUGCUUCUCAUUGCAGUGAGGUAUUCUUGGUUGAUAUGAGGUCUGCUGGGGAUUGUAACGUUUCUUGUUUGCUGAAGCUUGAAAUGUUGUCUAUUGGCAAAAAUGAUGGUUUUCAGGCGCUCGCAAGGGCGAAUUCUGAUGUGUUCUCCUUUACUGUGGCUACGAGAUUCCUGCUACUUCUUUGUGAUAUACGGAAACCAUUGAUGCCGGUGUUGCGGUGGUCACAUGGGCUUCGAAAUCCACGAUAUAUGACCGUCUUCAAAUUGUCAGAGUUGCGAGUAAAUGUAGAAGACACUAAAUACAAGUGGGCUUCAGAGUCGGGCUACUGCAUUUUGCUGGGAUCUUUUUGGGAUGGUGAGUUCAGUCUUUUCUGUUAUGGCCCUGAUGAUAAUGGAAAAGGAUCUGUUUCUUCUGAAAUUUCGAAGUUCUGCAACUCAUAUUAUGCUUGGGGACUCCCCUCGGCGCUUUCAUUGUCACCAUCUGAUUGUAACAGUGGUAGUUGUCUUCUGAGAGAGGAGUUAUCUAAAACAUCCCUACCAGUCUGGAUUGACUGGAGGCAGAAGAAACAGUUAAUUUUGGGGUUUGGCAUUCUCGAGCCUGAUAUUUCUGCACAGUUGUCCUCACCUGAUAGUUUUGGUGGGUUUGUAAUGAUAAGGUUAACAUCUUCGGGUAAGAUAGAAGCACAACACUACCUUGCAGCAUGGGAAUAUGAAAAAUUUCCGGAAGUAAGUCGCAAGAGGAAAAGUGUUUAUUUGGAGGAAAAUCUUCUAUAUAAUUGCAAUAAUUUAGAAUAUGAAGGGGUAAAGAAAUUUCAGCACCUGAAGUUUGAUUUUCUUAAUGCCUAUUUAGAAGAUAAGCUAGCUGCAUAUGUUGUCAAAAGAACAGAAAAUAGGAAAGAGAGGGACAAAGAUGCCCAGAAAAAGUAUUUUGUUAAGUCAGCAUCUAAUUUUCAUCAAGAAAUAUGUCACAGGCUGAAGGCUUUUGGGCUUCCUGGAGUUAGAUCGUCACUACCAGUUCCUGAUGUGUUGAAAGAUGUCAAUUUGCCAACCAGCAUACAUGAGAUUGCUUUAAGGAGUACUUUUGCUGCUUUACCGACAAAUAUGUUGCAAUUGGCAUUCUCCACCUACUCAGAUUUCAAUGAGGAUCUUGAGAACCACAAUGAACCGUUGGAAUUCCUGGAUCUUCCUGACCAACUCCAAGUAAUGCCGUUUCCUUUUCGAAAGCCAUCGUACCGGAGCAAUAAAUGGUCCAGUAAAGUUAGACCAUCUGAUACCCUUGUAGGUCCAGUUCUCCCUCCUCAUUUUAUGACUAUCCUUCAUAAACUUUACCUGGAAGGACUCAAAGAGGAAAGAGAGCUCUACCUGGAAAACUCAGAAGGAUUUUCGGCUCAUUCUUUGUUCAAAAUUCAAUGUGAUAAAGUUGUGGAGCUUGUUGAGGAGCAAGUUUUGGGUUCUGACUCCAAGUCUCAGGAUGAUGAUUUUGUUUCUCUUGGUGAUGAUACAGAAGAUAUGAGCUAUGGGACUCAAAAAGUGAAGUUCUCUUAUCAUAGACCAUCAUCGUUGUUGGAAAAUCCCUCCAGUGUGGCCUUGCCUAAACCUGGAUAUGAGAACCACGCAUUAUCAACCCAUGUUUUUAGGAGAAGCCAAGACCAUGCAUCUGAUCUCGGUGCAGAAAUUUGAUGACUGCACCAUUGAUUUUGGGCUCAAGGAGAUGGAAGCAUAUCGAAUCUUGAAGAAACAAGACUUAGAUUUUCAGAGAAGUUUUAAGCCGUAUCAAGAUUAUAUUACUAGAGGAACUGAACUGAAAUAAGAACAUUAUUGUCUUACGGUUUCAGAAGUAGGCACUCUUUUAACCAGAGCUUGUAGUGCUGGACUUGAAAGGGCAGCAGAAGUUCUGGACACGCUUCGGGUUACUGGGACCAUGAACUUAACAGAAGGUGUUCAACAAUUAAUAUCAAAGACAUGGAUGAACUUUUAAGGAUUGUUGUAGCAGAAAAGAUUGGUUAUCUAGAAAUUGAAGGAAACAGCAGAGUCAGUGCUGCCGCAACUGAGGACUUCAGUUCAACCUACAGCUGUCUAAUCACUGAAAGAUCCCGAACUAGCAACAGAUUUAUGUCCAUGGAGCUCUAUCAAGAGCUGCCUGUAUUGGACAGAUUGAACAAGAUUACCAGCUUAAAUAUCUUGAGGUGCUUAGAAUCAAUGCUGGCCAAAGAGUCAAUGCUUUGUGGUCUAACCUUGAAAGAUGCUCUGAGCCUCAUGGACCGAACGGAAGGCGUGUCAUUGAUCGAAGUGCACGUAUUGAAUAAAGAAUGAUGGAUAUCCCAUGGCCUAGAAUAGAAGGUGGAGAGAGAAAACACCUCUGAAGAUGCAUAUCCAUGGCAGUGCGGAGACCAUGGUAACUCAAAUGGGGUAAUAUCAUUUAAUUUUGCUAGCUUAGCAUGUGAAGCAGCUUAUGUUGCCAUCAAAUUUCAUUUGGAGGUGUACAAUUAUAUUGAGCUUUAACUACUUAAUCUUAUAACACUGUUAUACGAUAUUAAUACUUUGGGCAGUUGAUAGGUCUUCUUUGUCAUCAGAUGAGUAAAGGUUUGGUGAUAUCUAGCAUUUCAUGUUUUGGAAUAUGCUUCUUCCAUGUAAAAGAUAUAUCUCUGUUAUUUAUUGGUCUAUUCAUUGAGUUAAAUGUUUUCUUAAUCUUCUAUGUUAACAUGGGGCAAAGCUGGGGAAGUUCAUAAUUCAUGCUGUUCUCUUUUAUUUCUAAACAUAUAAUGGCUACAUGUAAUGUCUUCGUAGUUUGAUUGAUGGGUGAACGUGUUCUCCUGAUUUAUUUUGUUAUAGGAGACAGGGACAACAGACUUAACGUUGCAAUUUUUAAAGCCAAAGGAAACAAGUGAAAAACUUGAAGCUGGCAGUCUUUCCAUGUCGAGAAGAAGCUCCUUGUGACAGAAAUAAAAAAUGAGAUGGAGAGGACAUUGCAUUGACUUGUUCCUGUUGCCACAGACACUGCUAAAGUUCAUGAUGGCUUUGGUUGGGUUGGAGAGUGGGCAAACACAGGGUCAUAUGAGUUCAUCUACACAAGCAAGGAGUCUGCCACUAUCUUUCCACCCUCAGGCUUCCACAACAAAUGCAUCCAAGAAUAACAAUAAGCACACACCUGCACCUAUGGCUCCAUAUCCACAUGGAUUUGUGUUGAACCCGACAUAUACCGCCAUUGUGAAGUCAUCCGCAGCAUUACUUAAAGAUGGGAAGAAGUUUUAGAAGUUUCAGAAUUAGCAGAAGCAAUUUCAUCAUCUUCAAAAGCCAAAAAAAAACAAGGGUGGGAUGAAGUCUCCUUGAGGUUCACUGUUAUCAUCUUUUUGCAAAUUUGCACAUCUAUUGUAUAGUGUAGAAACAUUUAUCUUUUGUUUUUGUUUUUUAUGUACUGACGAACAAACAUACAUCUUUUGUCAAUAAAUUAUUUGUUUGUGUUUGC
Molecule: messenger RNA, 4795 nt
Organism: Sesamum indicum (sesame)
Lineage: Eukaryota; Viridiplantae; Streptophyta; Magnoliopsida; Lamiales; Pedaliaceae
Source: RefSeq, a predicted model, not a curated record